This is a messenger RNA of Oncorhynchus masou masou (cherry salmon), 1756 nucleotides long. It is a transcript of the gene ccz1, whose product is annotated as CCZ1 homolog, vacuolar protein trafficking and biogenesis associated. NCBI's taxonomy places the organism in Eukaryota, Metazoa, Chordata, Actinopteri, Salmoniformes, Salmonidae. Gene Ontology annotation, biological process: vesicle-mediated transport. The transcript is spliced from 17 exons. The coding region runs from base 187 to 1629 and encodes 480 amino acids. The record is from RefSeq and is a predicted model, not a curated record. Gene Ontology annotation, cellular component: intracellular membrane-bounded organelle; Mon1-Ccz1 complex.
CAUGAGAUGCUGUCAAAGCAGGAAGUGUGCGCGGAUUUUGUCAUUGAUCGCGGCUUUUCUACUGUAUCUGUUACUAAUGUUAACAACAAACUAGAUGAUCUGCAUGUACUGACUUUAUACAGUAAAAGCCACAAAGCAUGCUAAAUUCACUCUGGAACAGAGGACGUCCAGACACAAACCACACUAAUGCUGAUGAUCAGUCCGAGAAUGACUUCGGGAAUGCAAGAGAAACAGUACACCCCAUCUCUUCUCAGCUUUUUUGUCUAUAAUCCUUCAUUUGGGUCACGAGAGGGAGAGGAGGAGAAGAAGAUUUUAUUCUACCAUCCCAGUGAGGUCGAGAAGAAUGAGAAGAUCCGUAAUGUCGGUCUUUGUGAGGCCAUUGUACAGUUUACCAGAACCUUCUGUCCAACAAAGCCUGCUAAAUCCCUACACACACAGAAGAACAGGCAGUUCUUCUUUGAAGCAGAGGACAGUUUCUGGAUCGUUAUGGUGGUGCGGAACCCGAUGGUAGAAAAACCUAAUAAAGAUGGGAGACCUCCCACAAUAGAAUAUCAGGAAGAGGAAAUACUUGACACAGUUUACGGUGCAGUAUUACGGGAAUGCUACAGUAUGUACAAGCUCUUCAACGGCACAUUUGGCAGAGCAAUGGAAGCAGGCGGGGUGGAGCUGCUCAUGCAGAAGCUUGACAAGUUCUUUUACAGGUACCUGCAGACGCUGCACCUGCAGUCCUGUGACCUGCUGGAUGUAUUCGGUGGGAUUGCCUUUUUCCCCCUGGACAAGAUGACCUACCUGAAGAUCCAGUCAUUUGUAAACAGAGUGGAGGAGAGCCUCAGCCUGAUCAAAUACACAGCCUUCCUCUACAACGACCAGCUGAUAUGGAGUGGUCUGGAGCAGGAUGAUAUGCGGAUCCUGUACAAGUACCUGACGACGUCACUGUUUCCCAGACACUCUGAACCAGAGCUGGCUGGUAGGGACUCUCCCUUAAGGCCAGAGGUGGCAGGGAAUCUGCUUCACUAUGGGAGGUUUUUGACAGGACCUGCUAACCUCAAAGACCCAGAGGCCAAAUUCCGGUUCCCUAGAAUAUUUGUCAACACAGAGGACAGUUAUGAGGAGCUGCAUCUGAUAGUUUAUAAGGCGAUGAGUGCAGCGGUUUGUUUUAUGAUCAGUGCAUCUGUGGAGCUGACGAGGGAGUUCUGUGAGCAGCUGGAUGGUCUGGUGGGACCUCAGCUCACCCUGCUGGCCUCCGACAUAUGUGAACAAUACAAUGUCAACCGCAGGAUAUCAGGGCCGGACAAGGAGCCCCAGUUCAAGUUCAUCUACUUCAACCACAUGAACCUGGCAGAGAAGAGCACCAUCCACAUGAGGAAGACCGCCAGCGUCUCUCUGACCUCGGUCCACCCAGACCUCAUGAAGAUUCUGGGAGACAUCAACUGUGACUUUGCCAGGGUUGAUGAAGAUGAAGAGAUCAUUGUGAAGGCUAUGACAGACUACUGGGUGGUCGGCAAGAAGUCGGACCAGAGAGAACUCUACGUUAUCUUGAACCAGAAGAAUGCCAAUUUGAUUGAAGUUAAUGAGGAAGUGAAGAGGCUCUGUGCGACACAGUUCAACAACAUUUUCUUCUUGGACUGAAAGAAAUAAAGAAAAGAAAGAACUGCACGAAGAAGAGGGAGAGAAAGAGAGACGGUGAGAGGGCAAUGGACUGUUUCACCACACUAAAACUGUCAGCAUUGCAGGGUGUUAUGACAGCAUCAGUGUA